AUGACCGUGGCGAUGAAAGCCCAGGCCAGGUGGGAGGUGAUGGAUAGGACAGAUGUCUUCUACGCUGGCGUAGCUCUCAUGGUGCUGGGCACUGUGCUGGUAGUCUGCAGCUUCCUGUCUCUGGGAUUCAUUGGAACCUUCCUAGGUGAUUACUUUGGCAUCUUGAUGGAUGAGAAGGUGACAGGGUUUCCCUUCAACAUCACGGAGAACCCGAUGUACUGGGGCAGCACUGCCAACUACCUCGGCCUAGCGCUCAUUGGUGCCAGUCCUGUUGGUCUCGUCCUGACUGCCAUAGUAGCUGUGGCUUAUAAGGUGGCAAUAAGAUUUGAGGGACCAUUCACUGAACAGAUCUAUCAGGAGAGGAGUCAGCGGCGCAAGCAUGAAUAAUCACCUCCCUCGUAGGCGCUCCCUGCUCCCGGUUUGGCUGAAGAUUCUCGUCCUGUCACGAGGACAGGCAGACUGUACGAGGGGCAGACUUCCCAACAGACCUUGACCGUUACUCCACCUCCGGUGUGGACUGAAGCUGCAGUCACAGUGUAGCUGACAGUGUUUCUUUUUUGAUUUUGUUUUCCGCUCUUCAAAUGAAUGUGGAAGCUACAUUUUCUGAUGUAAGCACAUGGUUAUGAUGUACUUAAUUGGUCAAGGGUGCUUAUUCACUUUCUUGUUGAGAAUCAGGUGAGAAUAUUGACAACACUCUCAUGUUUGUGAGUUAAGAAUGGAGAUAGAUUCAGAAGGUGAUUAACUUAGCGUAGCUUUGCCAUGACUGUUGUUCAUCAAGAAACAGUUCCAGUCUUUAUGCUGAGCUAGGCUGACCUCCAUUCAGCUCCGUGAUGAACACACAGACAUGGGAGUGGUAUCAAUCUUCUCGAAAGUAAACAGAUACCAUUCCCAAGAUGUCAUGUAAUUCCUUUAAAGCUGUGAUAGGAUAGAUUUCUACUGCAUGUACAGUAAAAACACACCCACUCACCACCACCACAAACCUAAAUCAUAAAGAAGAAAUAAAAAAAAAAACCAUCCACCUUAAUGUAGACACUAUAUGCAAUGCUUAAAUGUCAAAUUCAUCAGGUCAGGUAAUGUCACUGGACAGACAUUUCGGCUUAGGUUGGUGUAAAUGAUGCAGAGCAAAAUACCAGCUUAAAAGAGCAAACUUUGCAGAGAAAGUUUGACACAUCAGUGCUGAUGGCUGAACCUGUUAACCACCUCCACCUCAGCGGAUGACAUGAAGAAAUAGAAAUUCAAGAAAAUUUUAGUAAAAAAAAAUAUUGCUCUUGCUCAGAGGUAGAACUCCAAUAGAUAGAUCCCAUAGCUUUGUUCCAUUGAGAUGCAUCGUUGACCCAUGUCAAAAACUCCUAUCAUUUUAAUGACUUCUGUGAUGUUGAUGUCAUUCCAUCUAUUUCCUUUCCAGAUGCAUUGCUUUGACAACACAAACAGCAUUUUGGCCAACAGACACAGGUACCCUUGACAUAAAAUGGUGCAACUGGCUCCAUAUCACGAUAUUCGUAAGAUAUACAAAGACUGAAAGCACAGGUCGCCCGAUGUCAGCUGGGAUUGGCUCGAGCCCCCCGCGACUCUGUGAAUUGGGUAAGCAGUUGACGUUUUUUCGACGAUGUUUUUCACCAGUUCAUUACAAGUUCUCAAUUAAUCUCAAAUGCUUAUGCAAUUCUUAAACAAACCCACAUUUGAUGAAGGCACUGUGCUACAUUUGAUGACGUAACUGUUUUGAACGCGACAACACUUGGAACAGCUGGUGUGAGUGAAAUGUCCCUGGUGUCCUUCAAAGCAGAACAAAAGAUUUAAAGGAGUUGAGGAGGGUCACGAAGACCUCAGUGUAGCGAUUUUGUUCAGAGGAAAACUGUAGAUCUGGUUUUUAUUCUACAAAAAAACAACACAAAUGUUAGAUAGCCUUCAACACUGCCAUUGUUGUUGAAACCACAGAUGUCAUGUAACACACUGUUAUUCAAUGGUAUGCACGGGUUUUUCUAUGUGAUCUCUUUCAAAUGUACCUAUGCAAACUAUUCCAAACUGAAGAACACACACGACCUGGUGAUGUACUCUGUGUGCUGAUAGCAUUUUAUUUAUGUAAUAAAAGAGUAAGUCAUGGUUCGCA
Molecule: messenger RNA, 2107 nt
Organism: Micropterus dolomieu (smallmouth bass)
Lineage: Eukaryota; Metazoa; Chordata; Actinopteri; Centrarchiformes; Centrarchidae
Gene: pemt
Product: phosphatidylethanolamine N-methyltransferase
Exons: 4
Coding region: 1-387 (128 amino acids)
Biological process (GO): phosphatidylcholine biosynthetic process
Molecular function (GO): phosphatidylethanolamine N-methyltransferase activity
Source: RefSeq, a predicted model, not a curated record